Molecule: messenger RNA, 8390 nt
Organism: Misgurnus anguillicaudatus (oriental weatherfish)
Lineage: Eukaryota; Metazoa; Chordata; Actinopteri; Cypriniformes; Cobitidae
Source: RefSeq, a predicted model, not a curated record
CCGAACCUCUGUUCUCGCGAGAACUUUAUGCAUUUGCUGCGGCGCUGGAUGGCGCUGGUGGAAAUUUGGGAGAUCUCGUCCAGGUUCAGCUGAGCUCGGACAGGACGCGAGUCUGACUGCAUCUGUGCGCAGAUAGAAAGGCCAUCUGGGUUAAGAAAGAAUCUUCUGGUCGGGUGUUUCAGAGUUGAAGAGCUGGAGGUGUACAGCAGCGUCAAGGACAUCAUCUUGGUUGCAGCCCAUAUCAAAUCUACACAUACUCACACACACAUAGAAACAAACACACAGCAACAGGCACGCAGCUGGUUAUAACCAGGCCACUCGUUGCAUUUGACUCCGCUUUGUGGUCUCAGGUGCGAGGAGCUAUUUAGUCACGACAGACAGACAUUAGUGAGAUUCAUUUGGCCCUCCUGGGAGAAAACAUCACUUUUUUGUUUACACCUGUUACCACAUCUGAGAUUUUAUCGCUUCAUUAUAUAUAAGAUUUAGUUUUUAAAUACUUGCCAAACAGCCCCCCGACCCACAACCACCCACUCCUGACCCACAAUCCCCUUUCUCAUGGGAGUAACAUAGAGGCCAAUUUAGGACAUACACUCUCUGCUCUCACUCCCUAAAUCCACAGACACGCACAAAAGUCAUCUGCACCUUGUUCAGGAUGCCCUCCUCCUCCACCGUGAUUGGCUGGGGAAGGACGCGGCUCUCGUGGUGAUUGGAGGGGGGAGGGAGAGGGGCGGAGCAGGACCCAUGUCGUGGAAGCGGAACUACUUUGCGUCGGGCAGCAGCGGGCUGCGGGGGAUGUACACCCCUCGCACCAUGACCUCUAUCGCUCCCAGCAAAGGCCUGAGCAACGAGCCGGGUCAGAACAGCUGCUUCCUGAACAGCGCACUACAGGUCCUUUGGCAUCUUGACAUCUUCCGCCGAAGCUUCCGGCAACUGAACACCCACAAGUGUAUGGAGGACUCAUGCAUCUUCUGUGCUCUCAAGAGCAUCUUUGCCCAGUUCCAGUACAGCAGUGAAAAGGUGCUCCCGUCCGACGCCCUGCGCAGCGCUCUCGCCAAAACUUUCCAGGACGAACAGCGUUUCCAGCUGGGCAUCAUGGACGACGCGGCCGAGUGUUUCGAGAACCUCCUGAUGAGGAUACACUUUCACAUCUCGGAUGAAACCAAGGAGGACAUUUGCACGGCCAAGCACUGCAUCCCACAUCAGAAAUUUGCCAUGACACUUUUCGAACAGUGUGUUUGUAAUAACUGUGGAGCCACGUCAGAUCCUCUCCCAUUCAUUCAGAUGGUGCACUACAUCUCCACCACCUCUCUGUGUUCCCUCUGCUGCAGUAACCAAGCCGUGCGAAUGCUGGAGUGUAAGGACAAGCCCACGCCCGACAUGUUUGGAGAGCUUCUACGAAAUGCCAGCACCAUGGGCGAUCUGCGAAACUGUCCCAGUAAUUGCGGCGAAAUGCUGCGGAUCAGACGGGUUUUGAUGAACUGCCCGGAGAUCAUCAGCAUCGGCCUGGUGUGGGACUCGGACCACUCUGAUCUGGCUGAAGACGUCAUCCACAGCCUGGGCACGUGCCUGCGGCUGGGUGAUUUGUUCUACCGUGUGACGGAUGAGCGGGCCAAGCAAUCAGAGCUCUACCUUGUGGGCAUGGUGUGCUACUACGGCAAGCAUUACUCCACCUUCUUCUUUCAGACCAAGAUACGCAAGUGGAUGUAUUUUGAUGACGCACAUGUGAAGGAGAUCGGACCUAAAUGGAAAGACGUGGUGUCGCAAUGUAUAAAGGGUCACUACCAGCCGCUCCUGCUGCUGUAUGCUGAUCCCAGAGGGACGCCUGUGUCAUCGCAGGACACGCUGACAACACAGCUAGAUCUGCACCACAGCAGCAAAGCUGGAUACGACAGCGAAGACUCCGGGGAGGUUCUUAAAGAUCAGGCCACUCCCCUUUGUACGCAAAGGCCUUCCUCUUCUGGCCAUUUGCAGGAUUACAAAGAGACAGUAAAUAUGAUUCACAGCAGACCCCUCUCAUCGUCCUCAAGCUCAGGGGUGGGUGGAUCAGAGGCUGGUGCUCAAGCAAGAGACUGGGAGGACGAGAGCACCAGUAGCGAGUCAAAAUCCAGCUCCAGUGGAGGCCGCUAUCGGCCAACCUGGAGACCCAGGAGAGAGGCCCUGAAUAUUGACAGCAUCUUGAGCCGGGAGAGGCAUCGGCCACCUGGCUACGCCACGCUCGGACCCUCCCCGCUGCCGGAAGAUGUGGUAACACCCAAUAAAAAUGAACUGGUUUCAGGGGCUGCUGAAGCGGAUUCAAACGUAGCAGCAAUAGAAGCAAGAAAUUUGACUGAUGGCUCAGGGGGCGUGUCAGAGUUGGGGGUGGAGCAUUUACACAUCCCACCUCCUUUAAGAGGCAUGGAGCAGCAGCCACGGCUGAUUCAAAGAAUGGAGAGUGGCUAUGAAAGCAGUGAGAGAAACAGCAACAGUCCUAUCAGCAUGGACAUGCCCCUCAGUGACAACCCAAACACCAAUUCACACAGGGACAAUGGCAGUAAGAAGCCCGUAACUUCAGGGCCCUCCUGGCGUACAGUGCCCAAGUCCAAAAGUAGCAGUGCCAUCCUGCAAGACCUCAAAUCCCCCAUCUGGAGCAGCACUCCAUUGAAUUUGGGAGAGGGCCGCAGUGAGCUGGAUGAGUUACAGGAAGAAGUUGCCCGCAGGGCACGACAGCAGGAGCUGCAGAAGAAGAAGGAAAAGGAAAGAGAAGCAGCCCAGGGCUUCAACCCCAGACCCAGCAAGUUCAUGGACUUGGAUGAACUUCAGCACCAGGGGAAGGGGGGCAGUUUUGAACACUGCCUGGCAGAGGCUGACUCUCUGUUAGAGCAGUCGCUGCGCCUGGAGCAGGCGGGGGACACCGCUACAGCCCUGGCGCUCUCCCAUCACGCUGUGUCUAAACUAAGAUUUUCCAUGCAUGAGGGCAGUGCUAACACUCAUAGCAGGACAAUGGCUGCUGACGCCAAGCUCCAAAAAUGCAUGAGGAGAGCGCGGGGCCUACAGCAACGCAUGCAACAACAGCAAGAGAACCAGCAGGAGCCCAGCUGCCCACAGGGGCCCUCCAGUGAACAGCCUGGCAAGGUCCAAGUAUUGUUGACAGACAACCAGGAUUCUGUGCUUGGCCCACCCUCUCCUCAACACAUGAAAUCACCUUCCUCUUGUACAAACUUCCCAUCUCAAGCCUCUAGCCGUCCAUCGUUCAGCAACGCCCAACCUCCCCCUUCUCAACCACACCCUCAAGAGCCCAAUGAAGAUGGUGAUUGGUCAACACAGAAUGAAGAAAAAUGGAGUCGUAUGCAAUUGUUAGACGUUCUUCACGUGUCAGGUGUCCGGAUCCAGCCCAUUCGCAAGCACCUGGCCAUAUCUCUUCCCGUUUUGCCCCUUGACUUCUGGGGUACGGUGGGAGAAAACCAAGUAGUUUCCAGCCAGCAGCAUUCUCAAGCUUUGUUCUCUCAAUCUCCAUCCCCAAAUUCUUCUUUGUGGCAGGGCACUGCAGAUGGGCCAGAUCGGAUACCCCAAUCCGACAAAGCCACCAGUUCAUCACCCAUGCCCCCUCAUGUUGAAGAGAAGGGGCAGAUGCCCCGACGUGGCCCCGUAUGGCAGCCACUAUGCACCACUUCCCAGACACGCUCACCUGCCCCGUCUAACUCCGCCACUACACCGACUCCUCCUGUUGCUGCUCGUCAUUGGUCUUCCUGGAGCCUGGAUCGUCCCGACGCUGUCGUUACCCCAUAUGAGACGCCACCUGACCAGAACCAACGGACCCUUUCGCAACAAGUGCAAGGAAGGCAUUUUCCCCCUCACAGCCCCAUGAGCACCAGAAAGAAAAGUGUCCCUAUGCACACCACUUUCCCAAAUGCCCCAGGCAAGGAGCUGGAACCCAAAGAGCUCGAAGACCAGGAACUCUCUGAAUUGGACUCACUCUACCAGGCCAGUCUCCAGGCUGGCCCCAGUCCUGGCCGAGCCCUGCGUGGUACCAGCUCACCUGCUGUUGGGAGACCAGUACCUCCAUCUGCAAGAAAGCUGCUCACUGGAGUAGGACGCUCUCGGACCCCCACGGCUGAGCUUGAGAGAACGGCUUACGGACCACCAGGUGGUUACAGCCCCACUGGGUACAUGAACACGCCCCUGUCGAUGGCAACUCGAGGUCUGCAGUCGGGAGAGGAGGACCAAUACGACGCGGAUCACCUGCGACGCAUUGCCCGCAGCCUGAGCGGAACCGUUAUUGGACGGCGACAGAACCGCCUUGCCGUCACCAGGAGCUUUGUGGCAAUGGUCCGGGAUACUCGACACCCGUUUCCAACCGUGGAUGUUCCAGACCACGCUCAUUACACCAUUGGCUCUGUCAUUCUUGCAGUAGGAAUCACAGGCAUGGUGGGCAACUUCUUGGUCAUGUAUGCCUUCUGCAAGAGUAGGAGCUUGAGGACACCUGCCAACAUGUUUAUCAUUAACCUGGCUGUUACUGACUUUCUGAUGUGUGCCACUCAGACACCAACCUUCUUCACCACCAGUAUGCAUAAGCGAUGGAUCUUUGGGGAGAAAGCCUGUGAAUUAUAUGCAUUCUGCGGUGCUCUGUUUGGUAUCUGCUCAAUGAUCACACUCAUGAUUAUUGCGGUUGAUCGAUACAUUGUGAUUACACGACCGCUGGCGUCCAUCGGCGUCAUGUCACGCAAACGCGCCCUGGUCAUACUCGCUGCCGCGUGGCUGUACUCAAUGGGCUGGAGCUUGCCCCCGUUCUUCGGAUGGAGCGCGUAUGUUCCCGAAGGUCUGCUGACUUCCUGUUCGUGGGACUACAUGACCUUCAGUCCUUCUGUUCGCGCCUACACAAUGCUGCUCUUCAUCUUUGUGUUCUUCAUUCCCCUUUUUGUCAUCAUGUACUGCUACAUCUUCAUCUUCCGGGCCAUUCGUAAUACCAACAGAGCUGUAGGAAAAAUCAAUGGAGAAGGAGGGCACAAAGACUCCAUCAAGAAGUUCAAUCGGAUGAAAAAUGAAUGGAAAAUGGCAAAAAUAGCGUUGAUAGUGAUCCUACUGUAUGUCAUCUCCUGGUCUCCUUACUCCUGUGUGGCUCUUACAGCUUUUGCUGGCUACGCUGACAUGCUCACGCCGUACAUGAACUCUGUACCUGCCGUGAUCGCCAAGGCAUCUGCCAUCCACAACCCUAUAAUCUACGCCAUCACUCACCCAAAAUACAGGUCUGCAAUCGCAAAAUACAUACCAUGUCUGGGAGUACUGCUGUGCGUGCCACGUAAAGACCAGUUCAGCAGCAGUAGCUUUAUGUCAACACGACAAUCCACCGUGACCAGCCACACAUCCGAGACCAGCAGCAACCUACACCGUGCUGGAAAAACACGCUUGUCCUCAGUGUCCGACAGUGAGUCGGGCUGGACAGAUACGGAGGUGGACCUCUCCAGCGCAAGUUCCCGUCCUGCUAGUCGUCAGGUGUCAUGCGAGUUACGUAAAGACUUGACGGACAUUAAGCACACCAGCUCUCUGAGGCUAAAGAUCAAGAGCAGAGACUCGGGUAUCUUCGACAGAACCUCAGCCCAGAGCCUAAUUGAGCCGGGCCUAAACCGGACAUGUGCCUACAUCAGCACCCUGAAUGACAGAGAUGAGAUCUCAGAGUCUGAAGUCAGCCUAUCCAGCUGUCUGUUGUCCUCUCCAAGUUUGGUCUCAGAGAAAGCCGAGCAGAACAGACUUUCGUCCCUAAUACCUUCGAUCGUCGUCACAUCAGAAUCCAGUCCCGCUCUUUUCUCUGCAGGGCGUAUCGGCUGUUCCUCCAGUCAACAGACAGGUGGUUUGGUGGAGUCAGAAACUGUCACUGUGCAUCCUCCUGGGAUUGACUGAACAUGGGCUAUAUUACUACUGACUUUACUGCCGUAUACUUCAGGACACUUUCUCAACAGAUUUUUGGUUAUCUGACUUUACAAUCCUUUUUCCCUAUUAUUCUUUAUACAGGGCUUUAAAAUAGCACCCGCUAUGUUGUUUUAUUGUUCAAGAUUUGGCUGGGCUGAGGUGAAAAUAUAGGCCAUGGGGUGAAUAGGGUCUAUAGUUUUACAAGAAAGCUGGGUGAGGACCCCACCUUUCAGUGGUAGGUAAAUCCCCCCUCUCAGGGAUGAAAUGACCCUAAAGCCGGGAGUAUAGUCUGUUGUUUUACUUGUACGCGAACAUUUGACACGUACGUGUACACAGACGGCACCAGCCUGUUCUCUUGUAGGCGCAUGUGCAACCUAAGUGUAAAAAGUAUAUGGCUUUUUAAAUAUCCAGUGGUGCGCAUACAGUACGAUAAUUGCGUCACGCGCACUGUACACAGACCAUCGCGUACGCGUAAAAGAUGGACCAUACUUUGGCCUUGCCACCUAGAAGAAUCUGUACAUGUGAGCCUUUGACAGUGUCUCCGUUGUGGAGUUUGUCUUGCUCUUAAGAUUUAUUAACAUUAAUUUAUAUGUAUGAGCAGUUUCAUGCACAAGAUCAAAAACAACUAUAUGACCUGAAGUUGCACUCAGCUCAGUAGAGAUCUGAUCUGAGUACAGUAUGAAAUGUUAGAGCCCUGUGUACAGGUAUAAUCUUAACUGUUAAAUGCUCACUAAGUAGAUGUGUAAUUUUAAGCAGUUUUCAAAAUAUUCGACCUGAGGUCGGGCAAACAGAUACCUCCAUCCCAAACUAAUGCCGCUGGUUAAGCCAUUGUUCAGUCCUUCCAGAAAAACGUGAGUUUUUUUGUGAAUGUUGCGGGCAAAAAUUCUUGAUCUUGCGGCACGUUUUCUUAAAAAAUGGCAAUUUUUUUAACUUUCUGCUAAGAUAUAUGUGAUUUUUGCUACGAAAAUGCGUGGAUUAUGAAAUCAUGCAAGCCCCGCAUAUUUUGCGAGCAGAAAUUAGCAAUUUAUGCGGCAAUAUUUUGCGAUCAGAAAUUUGCAAUUUAUGUGGCGAAAGUGCUGCGUAUUUAAAAAAUGCGGCCCCUGCAUAAAUAUGCGAACUUUGGCUGAUUAUGCAUUGAAUCAUGCGAUCGCAUAAUGGCGUUUUUCUGGAGGGACUGAUUGUUGCUGAUUGGGAUGCCAAACAAUGUUAAGAUGUGCCGCAAAUCCACUGUUUACAUUUUAUCAGGGGAGUCAACUUGCAUUUAGUUUUCUCUGCAAUUUCAGCUAAAAUAGGAAAAAGUAAGAAGAAAGUAUAUACCUCACCUUUAAAUUAUAGAAGUGUUGCCACCAACGUCCUCAUGACAAAUCAAGCAUGUUAAAGGCGGGGUGCAUGAUUUUUAAAAAACACUUUGGAGAGUCGGGCCGAGUACCAAAACACACUUGUAGCCAAUCAGCCUUCGUUGCCUGGGUUGCAUAUCUGUGUGGGUCUAUCAAAAGAAGGUCCAGAUUCUAUUGGGGUAGGGGUGUGUUUGUUUAGGUGAUUUCAAAUAUCAACAUUGGCUUUCAAAGAUCAUGCACCCCGCCUUUAACAUUCAAGACAUUUUCCUGAUGUUACGAAAUCUGUCUCAUUUUGUUUAUUCUAUUUUUUAACACUAGAUGGUUAACACGCAUAUAAAAAUAUAUACAUUUGAAUGUUGGAAGUAUUAUUGGAAGUAUGUUCAAUAGGUGAUAUUUACUAUAUAAUUCAUUUAAUUUUAUGACGCUCCUCUACACUCUCUUUACCCAAAAGUUGUCAACGGGGCGGUACCUAUUAAAAAGGUCCUAAUUUUGGUACAGAUAUGUUUCUUUGGGUUAUCAUCAGUGUUGGGGAAAGUUACUUUUAAAAGUUAUGCAUUACUUUUCAUGGAAAGUAAUGCUUACGUUACUUUUAAGCUACUUUUGCGUUACUUUUUCUUACUUGGCUGAGACUUGAUCUCUUUAAGGCCUUGCAGGUGUUUUUAUGACUGAAAAGUUCUGCUUUCGGAAAUUGCAUAUUUUCAUCGCAAAAAUGUCCUGCUCUGGCCUGCCAUCUUCGUUUCUGACUCAAACUGUUCCUGCUCAGGCGCGCACACUUCUACGUUACUACGUUCAGUGUAAUUCAGUACAUUGUUUUUUUAAAUCAAAUUUAUUAAACUAAAAAAGUAACUUGCAUUAUUUUUUUUUAAAGUAACUUAAAUAUUAAUUUGUACAUUUAGAAAGUAAUGCGUUGCUUUACUCGUUACUUUAGAAAAGUAAUAUUAUUACGUAAUCAAGUUACUUGUAAUGCGUUACUCCCAACACUGGUUAUCAAUAUGUACAUCUACAUCAGUGCUUCUCACCGUCACUUAAAGACAUUACACCCCAAACACGCUGAUAAGCCGCUUGAGUUUUUUAUUAUUAUUUAUUGAUUAUAUUUAAUUUAAUUUUUCAGUAUCAAAUGGUCAAAAAAUAUACUGUAAAUAAGGAUUGAUUUUUUUAUUUCAGGCAAAU